This is a messenger RNA of Linum tenue, 1439 nucleotides long. The record is from the annotation of a GenBank genome assembly. Lineage: Eukaryota; Viridiplantae; Streptophyta; Magnoliopsida; Malpighiales; Linaceae.
CUCCACCAUUGUAAUAAGCCACACCCUUCUCCAAAAAUGGCAAAGAGAAAAGGCUAAGCCAUCACACGACAUCCCCCCGGCGCUGAUAAUGAUCAUCCUCGCCGUCUUCUUGUCGGUAAUCACCUCGUCGUCGUCCUUGUACGAGGUGGUCACCGCCGCCGCCGAUCCACAAGUACCUUGUUUCUUCAUCUUCGGAGACUCCCUCAACGACUGCGGCAACAACAACGACGCCGACACCAAGGCGAAAGCGAAUUACAAACCCUACGGGAUCGACUACCCCGAUGGCCCCACCGGCCGGUUCACCAACGGCCGCACCGCCGUCGAUUUUCUCGCCGAACAUCUGGGGUUUGGUAAUCCGAUUCCACCGUUCACAACCGCGAAAGGUGACAGCAUACUCCAAGGGAUAAAUUACGCGUCGGGCUCCGCCGGGAUCCUCGACGAAACCGGCAAGCAUCUGGGAAAGAACGUGCCAUUGGGGACACAGGUCCAGAACCACCAGAAAACAUUCUCCAAGAUCGCGGCCAUGAAGGGCGGCAAAGACUCGGCAACGAAACACCUCAACGGUUGCAUAUACUACAUGUCGAUCGGUAGCAACGACUUCCUCAACAACUACUUCCUUCCCAAGCAAUACAAGACCAGCAAGCUGUACUCCGUCGAUAAGUUCACCGUUCAUCUCGCCACCACCUACCGUGACAAAAUCAAGACUCUGCACCACUACGGGGCGAGGAAGAUAGCCGUGGUCGGGGUCGGGAAGGUCGGGUGCGUCCCCCACAUGAUGGAUAUGUUCGGCACCAAGGGCUCCAAGUGCAUUCAGAACGUGAACUCGGCGGCGCAGAACUUCAACAAGCAGCUCAAGAAGCUCGUCGUCGAUCUCAACAAGGAGCUCAAAGACGCCAAGUUGAUCUACAUCAACUCUUACGGGAUGAGCGAUGGGGAUCCCACGAUUCUAGGUUUCAAGUACAUAACCAGUGGAUGCUGCAAAUCGAGAGAAGAUGGACAGUGUGUGGAAGGCGAAACUCCUUGUUCGAACAGAAAGGAGUACGUGUUUUGGGAUUCGUUUCAUCCGACGGAAACCGGCCACAAAGCCGUUGCAGACCGAACUUACAAAUCCUUGCUGCCUUCUGAUAGCGACCCGUUCGAUCUCCACAGCCUGGCCGCUCUCGAUAUAGGCAAGCAGUAACGACAGAAGAUCUAGAAAGGUGUUAAAAGUGGGAGACGUGCUGAGGAGACUAGUGAAAGAGGACUCGAGCUAUAAUGUAGAGCUUUUUUUUAUGGUGACUUUAAUUUGUACUUUCUUUCCUAAUAAUAAGGAAGAUUUUGGAUUUAUGGGGUUUGGAAAGGUUAGUGAAGCAAACUGACACCGAUUGAUUUCUAAGAAAUAACUUUUGUUACACAUCUUUCAUUAACUAAUUAGAGAGUUACAUGGUCACAAAUGGGAC